Molecule: messenger RNA, 1071 nt
Organism: Monoraphidium neglectum
Lineage: Eukaryota; Viridiplantae; Chlorophyta; Chlorophyceae; Sphaeropleales; Selenastraceae
Product: Phosphate carrier protein
Exons: 8
Coding region: 1-1071 (356 amino acids)
Biological process (GO): mitochondrial phosphate ion transmembrane transport
Cellular component (GO): mitochondrial inner membrane
Molecular function (GO): phosphate transmembrane transporter activity
Source: RefSeq, a predicted model, not a curated record
AUGGCGCCGGUCUUCGGAACCUUUUCGGCGGCUCUGGCCACCAUGCAGCCUGCUCAGGAGCAGCAGGAGCAGCAGCGCCUCAAGCAGCAGGCUUUCAGCUUGCCUUCGGCUGUGGCCGCAGCGAUAAAUAGCCCCGCAGCGGGCAAGGUCGUGGCUGCUGCGCCCUCGGAGCCCGGCAAGAUCAAGAUGUACUCGCCCGAGUACUACUACACGUGCGCGAUCGGCGGUAUCGCCAGCUGCGGCCUCACGCACACCGCCGUCACGCCGCUCGACGUGGUCAAGUGCAACAUGCAGACAGACCCCGCCAAGUACAAGGGCAUCCGAUCGGGCUUCGCGGUCGUCCUCAAGGAGCAGGGCCCCGCUGGCCUCAUGCGCGGCUGGCUGCCGACGCUUCUGGGCUACUCGGCCCAGGGUGCUUUCAAGUUCGGCCUCUACGAGUACUUCAAGAAGACGUACGCCGACAAGCUGGGUGAGGACAUCAUGAAGGACUACGGCACCAUCGUGUUCCUGGCGGGUAGCGCGAGCGCCGAGUUCUUCGCGGACAUCGCCCUCUCGCCCUUUGAGGCCGUCAAGGUGGCGGUCCAGACGCGCCCUGGCUUUGCCAAGGGCCUGACGGACGGCAUGCCAAAGAUCAUUGCGCAGGACGGCUUUGGCUCGCUCUUCAAGUCCCUGGUGCCGCUGUGGGGCCGCCAGAUCCCCUACACCAUGAUGAAGUUCGGUGCGUUCGAGAACACGGUGGUGGCGCUGUACAAGCACGUCGUGCCCAAGCCGCGGGAGGAGUGCUCCAAGGGCGAGCAGCUCGGCGUGUCCUUCGCGGCCGGCUACAUUGCCGGCGUGUUCUGCGCGGCCGUGUCCCACCCUGCUGACAACCUCGUGUCCAAGCUCAACGCGCAGAAGGGCGCCACCGUCGGCGACAUCGUCAAGCAGAUGGGCUGGUUCAACCUGUUCACCCGCGGCCUGCCCCUGCGCAUCAUCAUGGUCGGCACGCUCACCGGCCUGCAGUGGGGCAUCUACGACGCAUUUAAGGUCUACUCCGGCCUCCCCACCACCGGCGGCGCCGUCAAGAAGUGA